Molecule: messenger RNA, 876 nt
Organism: Nematolebias whitei (Rio pearlfish)
Lineage: Eukaryota; Metazoa; Chordata; Actinopteri; Cyprinodontiformes; Rivulidae
Product: disco-interacting protein 2 homolog C
Exons: 7
Coding region: 1-855 (284 amino acids)
Source: RefSeq, a predicted model, not a curated record
AUGGCGCUCACGCACUCCUUCUCGAAGCUCUUCAAAGAUCUGGGCCUCCACCCACGGUCGGUCAGCACGGCCUUCGGCUGCAGGGUCAACCUGGCCAUCUGCCUGCAGGGAACGUCAGGACCGGACCCGACCACCGUGUACGUGGACAUGCGAGCGUUACGCCAUGACAGGGUCCGGUUGGUGGAGAGAGGCUCUCCUCACAGUCUGCCUCUCAUGGAGUCUGGAAAGAUUCUGCCAGGAGUUCGUAUCAUCAUCGCCAACCCGGAGACCAAAGGACCGCUGGGAGACUCACACCUUGGAGAGAUCUGGGUCCACAGUGCUCAUAACGGCAGCGGAUACUACAGCGGAUACGGUGAGGAGCUCCUUCAGUCGGACCACUUCAACUCCAGACUUAGUUUUGGAGACACGCAGACGGUUUGGGCCCGGACGGGUUACCUGGGCUUCCUGCGCCGCACUGAGCUCACUGACGCCAACGGAGAGAGACAUGACGCUCUGUUUGUGGUCGGAGCGCUGGAGGAGGCCAUGGAGCUGCGGGGCAUGAGGUACCACCCCAUCGACAUUGAGACCUCCGUCAUCCGUGCACACAAGAGCAUCAUGGAGUGUGCGGUGUUCACCUGGACCAACCUGCUGGUGGUGGUGGUGGAGCUGGAGGGCUCUGAGCAGGAAGCCCUGGACCUGGUUCCCAUGGUGACCAAGGCAGUGCUGGAGGAGCACUACCUGAUUGUGGGCGUCGUCGUGGUGACGGACAUUGGCGUCAUCCCCAUCAACUCGCGUGGCGAGAAGCAGCGAAUGCACCUGCGCGACGGCUUCUUACAAGACCAGCUAGACCCCAUCUAUGUGGCCUACAACAUGUAGCCUGAGAGUGUGUGUGUGUGU